GACGAUGGUGCAGAUCUUCCAAUCGCGCUGCGGCGCACGCGGCGGAGCCUGACGACCCAGUCCGCGAAACAAACCUCGUCAUGCGCCUCACCAGCGCGGCCCGGGCCAGAAGAAGACUUGGCGGUGCGCACGCCCAAGUCUCGAAAGCGACGCGUCAGGUUCUCGGACCCGGGCCCGGAGGCUGCCCACACGCCAGACGGAGCCUCAGGGACUGGCCUGACGCCUAUGGUUCGCCGCGCUCGUCUUUCCAGCGGCAGCGGCCGGAAAUCGCGGCGUCAUUCCACCCCGGCCCAGUUUCUGCAGCAUUCAAGCGGCAGCGGAAUUCCGGACCUGGACGCGGACGGCUCUCCCUUUAGCGGCGAAGUCCGGUUCCUCCCUCUUCGCCAGGUCCUGGACGGCCGGGUCAAGCGCCGCAUCCGGCGCAACGGUCUCAGCGAAGAGAUGAACAACAUCUCGGCCGAGAGGAGGCGGCAGGCGCGGGAAGCCCGGGCUGAGAUCGAGCGUCUAAAAGCAGAACUAGCGGAGAAGGACGACGAGAUCGCGAGGCUGCACGACGAGACGGUGGUGCUGGACACGGACCGUGUCUGGGACUUGGAGCAACAGGUUGCCGCGCUCAAGCGGGAGCUGGCCAGUCGCUCAAGUGCGCAGCAAAUCCCAAGUAGCUCAGCCCAAGAGUGGACCAGGGCAGCGCGCGAUCCAUUUGCUGACGACUUCAUGGACCUGGAUGUUGAGGACGACGCGGAAGACUUCGGCGAGGCAACAAGGGCUGAGCUCUUCUGCAGUACGCCCACGAGGAGGAUGCGUGGGUCCUUUCCGACGCCUCCAUCAACCAGCCCUCCCCCGCCAGAGCCGCAGACUCCCUGCCGGCGCUCUGCCGCGUCCCGCCCAGAUGUUGGCAUCCAAGCCUCGCUUCCAGACCCCGAGAAACAGCAUCUCAUCGAGGAGCUCGAGUCACUCCAGCUCGAGAUCACCAAGCUAACAGCUUCGCUGGAGUCCUACGCGGCUCUGGCAUCUCGGCUAUCAAGCACUUUAGCUCCCUUCUCUACCAAAGAAGCACCCCAGGAAGAGCCGUCACCGCCGCACUCGGAUAUUGAAACACGCCUUACUGGCGUGUUGCAGACCCUCUCCGACCGUACCGCGGCGCUUGCGGAGCUCGACUCAUCUCUCAAAACCCUCGGCUUCAAAGGAUCGGACGCCUUCGAGGUGAUCGAGUCGCUCCGCGCCAGUUUCCGCGCCGCGCGGCUCGAGCUCGAGUACCUCACUCCCGGCGAGCUAACCCUCCCCUUAACCGGCGCCGGCGCCGAGGUGCUCGACCUGGUUCUCGCGCGCCUGCGCGACCUCGCCCGGAAGAACCGCGAAGCAGACGACUGCAUCGACGAGUACCACGCGAUCGAGCAGUCGCUGCGGCAGCAGCUCGGCGCGCGCGUGGACGCGAUGGACAAGCUAGGCGAGCAGCUCGCGGCCGCCGAGCGCGAGGGCCGGGACAAGGACGCGCGCAUCGCCGAGCUCGAGCUCGGGCUCGACCGGCUCAAGGGCGCCGUGCGCACCUACACGCGCGACAUCGCGGAGCUGGAGUCGCUCGUUGAGCGCAUGGACGCCGAGCGCGGCGAGGCGCAGGCCGAGCACCGGCGCGCGACCGCCGACCUCGAGGCGAGGCUUGCCGCCGCGCUGGAGCAGAUCGCGGCGCUGCAGUCGCAGCUGGCCGCCCUCGCAGCAAGCCACGCGUCGGCCGUCGCCGCGCACAAGGCGGAGCUGGCGGCGCUGUCGCGGGCGCAGGGCGCCGCGCUCGCGCAGCGCGACGCGCGCGUGGCGCAGCUGCGCGCCGAGGUCGACCGCCUCGGUGCCUCGCUGCGCGCGGCGCACGAGGCGGUGCACAAGCUGCGGGUGGAGAACGCGCGGCUGGUCAAGGAGAAGACCGAGGCCGGGCGGCUGGCGGAUGAGGAGCGGCGGAGGGCGAAGGAACUGGUGGACGGGAUGAGGGCCGAGCUGGAACGGGUGGCGCGUAUGAGCGAGGGGUUCUUCUUGGAGGGUGCGGGUCCGGGAGAAGGGGGCGGUUCUGCGGUGGCGCCGCAGAAGAGGAGGAGGUAUGACAGCGGCUUGGGGCUCUUGGAUGAGGAAGAGGUUGAA
This is a messenger RNA of Thermothielavioides terrestris NRRL 8126, 2127 nucleotides long. RefSeq lists its product as uncharacterized. The record is from RefSeq and is a predicted model, not a curated record. The transcript is spliced from 2 exons. The annotation marks the transcript as partial. NCBI's taxonomy places the organism in Eukaryota, Fungi, Ascomycota, Sordariomycetes, Sordariales, Chaetomiaceae.